AUACUGUGGGCAACUUGAUAAGUGCGUAUACGGAUCACACACUUUGGACGAUUUAAUGAGUAAGAUUAAACAAUGUGAUAAUAAGUAAUUUGUAUAUUUUUAAAAUAGUAAAAUAAAAUAUUUUGGAAUAUAAUAUUAUUUAAAUAUAAAUAAGUAAGAAAGUAUGGACCCACCACAGACAUCCCUGCGGAAUACACUGACAACCUCUCCAAAGAAUUUCUCGUCGGAAGAAAGUAUGAACCUCAUUGAUCUCACAGAGGACUUUAGCAAAGAGGAACAUACUGAAGAUCCUUUCUUUGAUUGCUUGGAAAUUCCACAAAUGGAGGAUAUGCGUGAUCCUAUUUCAAAUAUCUUCGAAAAGGGAAGCAAGGAUGAUAUUUGGGUUCACACGCAGAGGUACAGUUCUGGUGACUUCAUGAGGGAAUGUCUGGAACUGAAAGCUAUUCCAGAAGUCUGUAUGCACUCGGAAACUGAUGACCAGGAAGCCUUUGAUAAGUCUGAAUUAAGGAGCUUAGAUAUAGUUAUUCCUAAGGGAGGUGGACAUGCACUCACUAUCCCGAGAGCUGAACGAAAAUCUAAGGAAAUGCCUUUAAAGCUUUCUGUCCAAACCAGGGGAAUGAAAGCAGCUUUAGCUUCUGCUCAGUGGCUUCAUAAACCAGAAUUUUUUGCUAUUUUGGAACCUUUAGUUAAAGAAGAUAAGAUUGCCAAUUAUGCCAUUAAACUGGGGUAUGGUGGGAAUACCUCAGAUUCAAGUAAGGUAGUUUUUAUCUCGACGGUUUAUGGGAAACAUACUGAGAAGGAAAGGGAAUCCCUAUGGAAUUCAAUGGGGAUGCACAAGCAAGAUGAGGAAAUGUGGAUUAUAGGGGGGGACUUUAAUGUUGUGGCCUCUCUAGAUGAACACAAAGGGAAAGUGAGCCCCUCCACAAAAGGCAUUUUGGAAUUCUCGGAAUGUAUUGAACGUUGUGGGCUUAACAAUCUUGAACCCGUUGGUGGGGUCUUCACUUGGACUGGUGAUAGAAGUCAUGGAAGGCUUUGGAGACGUCUUGAUAGAGCCUUGGUUAAUAACGCUCUCUUGGCCAUGUAUGAUGUGGUCACUCUAUCACAUUUGAGUAGAGCUGGCUCUGACCAUAAGCCCAUCCUUCUUAGCUGCUUCAAUAAUCAAUUCCGGGGUCCUAAGGUUUUCAGAUUUCAGAACUGCUGGCUAACUCAUGAUAACUUCUCUCCACUUAUUAAUGAUUUUUGGAAGACUGAGCCUAACAUUGGGGGCAUGUUUGGCUUUGCGGCUAAGCUCAAGAAACUUAAGAAUGUUCUCAAGGAAUGGAAUAAAACCACUUUUGGGGAUAUCUUCAGCAGCAUUAAACAAGCAGAAUUGAAGGCCCAAGUAGAACAAGAGAAUUUUGAAAACAGCCCAACUGAGGAGAACAGAUCCAACUCCAACCUUGCAGCAGCCAAUUUACUACUGGCCAGUAAGAGAGAGGUGCUCUUUUGGAAGCAAAAGUCCAACAUCACCUGGCUUAAAGAAGGCGAUGUUAACAGCAAGUUCUACCAUGCUUAUGUUAAGGGAAGAAGAGCAAAACUAGGAAUCAAUUCUGUUAAGGAUGAGAACGGCAAGAAGAUUAUCAACCAAGAUGAAAUUGGGGAUAAUGCUGUGGAGCACUUCACAAAGCUUUACCAUUCUGAAGGUAAUGAGGUUUUAGACCCUAUUAUCAAACACAUUCCAACAGUACUUAGUGAAGAAGAUAACCUCUUGUUUACUAAUAUUCCCUCCAUGGAAGAGGUUAAGGCAGCUGUUUGGGCUCUUAAAGAAGAUGCUGCCAGUGGGCCAGAUGGGUUUAAUGGCACUUUCUACAAGCAUUGUUGGGACACCAUCAAAAAUGACCUAUUGAAAGCCUGCCAAGAAUUCUUCUUAGGAGUGAAGAUUAAUACCAGGCUGGUGGCAAAUAGACUGAGCAUCCUACUUCCCAAAAUUAUAAGUCAAGAACGAGCAGGGUUCCAAAAGGGUAAAUCUGUAGAUGAUCAAGUUUUGCUGGCACAAGAGUUGGCACACCGGCUUCAUAAGAAUGCUAUUGGUGGAAAUAUUAUCAUAAAGAUUGAUAUGGCCAAUGCUUUCGAUAGAGUUAGUUGGGCAUAUCUCCAGGGGGUUUUGAAUAAGCUGGGCUUCAAUGAUCUUGCUGUGAAAAUACUUAUGGGCAACAUCUUUUCCUCCAGGCUCUCUAUUCUCAUAAACGGAUCCCCAAAAGGACAAGAGAUUAAUUACAGCAAGAGCAGAUUCUAUGUGCACAGCAAGACGAGGAGUUCCAAAACUGCAGAAAUCGAGAGAUUGCUGGGCAUUAAAGGAGGAGUCUUGCCUUUUCUGUAUCUGGGGGCACACAUUACUAAAGGUCAACUGAGGAAAGAGGACUGCUCUCAUAUCCUUAAUCAUUUUGAUAAGCUUAUGAAUACAUGGUAUAGCAAGACCCUUAACCCCAUUGGAAGGCUGAUUCUCAUCAAACACGUACUUUCCUCCAUACCUUUACACCUUAUUUCGGAGAAUGAGGGAUUAAAUAGGCUGAGGAAAAUAAAGCCGUUGAAGAAAGCUGAUGUUCUGUACUAGAGAGAAUUAAUCGAUUAAAUUAGGAAUUUUAAUCGAUUAAAGUGUACAGAAGCGAAAAGCCUGAAAAGAAAACUGAGUCAUAAUC
Cuscuta campestris is the source of this 2678-nucleotide messenger RNA. The record is from the annotation of a GenBank genome assembly. Lineage: Eukaryota; Viridiplantae; Streptophyta; Magnoliopsida; Solanales; Convolvulaceae.